This is a messenger RNA of Epinephelus fuscoguttatus (brown-marbled grouper), 464 nucleotides long. Its product is annotated as phospholipase A2-like. Gene Ontology annotation, biological process: arachidonate secretion; phospholipid metabolic process; lipid catabolic process. The transcript has 4 exons. The record is from RefSeq and is a predicted model, not a curated record. Lineage: Eukaryota; Metazoa; Chordata; Actinopteri; Perciformes; Serranidae. Gene Ontology annotation, molecular function: phospholipid binding; calcium ion binding. Bases 13 to 462 code for a protein of 149 amino acids.
CUGACAUACAGGAUGAACACUCUCCACGCUCUCAUUCUCGUGGCUGCUGGCCUCUCUGUUGCCCACUCCUUGGACUACAAGGCGCUCACCCAGUUUCGGAGGAUGAUCCUGUGUGUGAUGCCUGAUAGCUGGCCUGUUUUUGACUACGCCGACUACGGCUGCUACUGUGGGAAAGGAGGCUCCGGCACACCUGUGGAUGAUCUGGAUAGGUGCUGCCAGGUGCACGAUCAGUGUUACAGCGAUGCCAUGCAGCAUCCUGAGUGCUGGCCCAUCUUUGACAAUCCUUACACCGAGUAUUAUGACUACAGCUGUGAUGAGAAGAACAAGAAGGUCACCUGUGGCAACAAAAACAACGAAUGCGAGAUGUUCAUCUGUGAGUGUGACAGAAAAGCCGCCGAGUGUUUCGCCAGGUCACCUUGGAACCCCGAGCACGAGCACCUGCCCAGCGACCAGUGUUAUUAAAC